UUUGGAAAACGCUACGUUGUAUAAUCAUGAACUUAUAUGUAUACAUGUUUUCUGUAAAACAUAUAGAAAUAGCGAUACAUGUAGAUUAUAAAUACAUUGCUUACUUUAAAGCAAUAUUGACCCUUUGUAAACUAGCUAUUUCUUGCACUGCAAAAAAAAAAAAACUAUCGGUAUUGUGGCGCCCACCUAUGUUCCUGUGUUCAACUAGUAAUGCCUGGUGAGCUGCGGUUGGUCUGGCCAGCUGGCUAAUGUUUUGGAGAACAUAGCUAAUAGCUAGCCUAGCUACACUGCUAGCUUGUUAACCACAGUUGGUCAACACAAUAUACAAACAUCGGAGAAAAUAUACCAUAAUUAUACGAGAUAGUUUCAGUUGCUGGUAAAAGUCGAAUAUAUGUAACUUGCUAAGUCGACAAGAACAUUCCAACCGAGCAGUGGGAAAAGACCCUUUGGUGACUGAGACCAACAAACACCAGUGUGAAGGAGAGGAAUGAAGGCCUGAUCUUUGAGAUGACUGUCUACCCAAAGAAUUCGGUGCGGAUCUUAUCUGCCCGGGAGCGUGGGGCCCGUGGCCUUGGUUCCCAGCGCCUCCUGCAACAGCUUGUUGAGGAGAAGACCCGGCGGAUGAAAUGGCAGAGUCAGAAAGUAGAGUUGCCGGACAGCCCUCGUUCUACCUUCCUGCUGGCUUUUAGCCCGGACAGGUCCUUAAUUGCCUCCACUCAUGUCAACCACAACAUUUAUAUCACCGAGAUUAAGACAGGAAAGUGUGUUCACUCUCUGGUGGGCCAUCGCCGCACUCCUUGGUGUCUGACCUUUCACCCUACCAUCCCUGGUUUGGUGGCUUCGGGAUGUCUGGAUGGAGAGGUUCGCAUCUGGGACCUGCAUGGUGGCAGUGAGAGCUGGUUCACUGAGAGCAAUGUGGCCAUUGCCUCCCUGGCCUUUCACCCUACUGCCCAGCUCCUUCUCAUAGCAACAAACAAUGAGGUUCACUUCUGGGACUGGAGUAGGAGGGAGCCAUUUGCCCUGGUCAAGACUGCCAGCGAGACAGAGAGAGUCAGACUGGUGAGGUUUGACCCACUGGGUCAUUACCUGUUGACCGCUAUAGUGAAUCCCUCUAACCAACAGAGUGAUGAUGACUCGGAGGUCCCCAUGGAUAGCGUGGAGAUGCCCCACUUUCGCCAUCGAUCCUUCCUACAGUCCCAACCGGUCCGCCGUACACCCAUUCUCCACAACUUCCUGCACAUCCUGUCAUCGAGGAACUCCGGCUCACAGUCUGAGGAACAGCAUCCUCCUGCACCCGCUGCCAAUAGUGCUGCUGACUCUCCUAGUCUUCCCUCUGGACAUUAUUCUGCCCUGCGGAAUCGCUCCCGACCCCCCUACCAGGGUUGUGUGCAACACCUUGGUAUGGUUUGCUUCUGCAGUCGGUGCUCUGCCACCCGAGCCCCUUCACCAUCUGGAGAGGACCCCUCUGACCCUGAGAGCCUGGAGGCCCAGUCUCAUGCCUCCACCUUCUCCUCUGCUCGCACUGAGCCCCGGCAGCCCUCUGAGCCUCGCUCCUCACACCGUCCCUCUGCCUUCAGCAGUGUGUACGGCAGUGCUAGAGGACACUCUUUACGCACUCCAUCUUCAGGCCCUGGCCAGCGCAGCAUCCCAGGCCUUAUAACUAACCAGGGCCACCAGCAGCCAGGCCUGGAGUGCUCUGGGCGACUGGCAGGAGCAGACUGGAUGGGCAGCAUGCUCAACAUGCGGCCUGAGCGUAGUGGGGGUGUUGGGGUAUCUCCACCCAGGACUAGUGCAUCCUCUGUCAACCUGCUGUCUGUACUGAGGCAGCAGGAGGGCUCCUUUCAGUCGCCUGUCUACACCUCUACCACAGAGGGAGGAAGCUUGCCCCCAGCAGUAGUGAGCCCUCACACCAGUGGAAACAGCUCUGUAGAUGGACCCAGUACUAGUAGUGGACACCACUCUCUUGGGGAGGGAGGGAGCAACAGCCCCACCUCGAUCCGUAACGUGCUGCAGUGCAACUUGAAUCGCUACUUCAUGGAGUAUGAUCGCAUGCAGGAAAUGGAGCAGUCAGGUGGUGCUGGUGGAGAGAGCAGCCAAGAGCAACAGACACGGGAGAUGCUCAAUAAUAACAUAGAGUGUGAGCGGCCUGUCACCCCCCAUUAUCAGCCCCCCAACAGCAGUGAUGGUGGUUCUGGUCCCUCCCGCGGCCAUAUGAACCGCUGCAGGGUCUGCCACAACCUGUUCACGUUUAACCAAGGUACACAGCGCUGGGAACGCACUGGCCAGACCCCAUCACAAGAGGAGGGGAGCACCUCAUGGCAGCCCCCAAGCCCCAACCCUGCCUUUCACACAAUGAGGCCGACGGUGCUACAUGUUCCCCAGUCCUCUGACAGGAGACAGUUAUUACAGCCACAGCCCAGUGCUGAUGAACCUGGAGGGGACACAGCCUUCACUCACCGGGGAUCCCCUAUCUCACAGAGAGAACAGGCGGUGGGGUUGGUAUAUAACCAGGAGACAGGCCAGUGGGAGAGAGUUUACCGACCGUCUGUCAGUCCAAGUCCAGCAGUGAAUGUACCACAAGAGGCCUUAAACCAAGAAAUGCCUGACGAAAACCACGAUGACGAUUACCUGAGAAGGAGGCUUUUGGAGUCCUCUCUUAUGUCACAGUCUCGAUAUGACAUAUCUGGCUCCCGGGACCAUCCUAUUUAUCCAGAUCCUGCCAGGUUGUCCCCUGCGGCAUAUUAUGCCCAGCGGAUGAUUCAGUACUUAUCUCGGCGGGACAGCAUUCGCCAACGAUCACUGCGCUACCAGAGCCGACUGCGGCCUCUCUCAUCCACCUCGGAUAGCCCAGGAAGCAACCCCUCCCCCUCCAUUGAGAACAACGAGGUGGACUUUGAGGAAUUUGAGGAUAACGGGGAUCGUGCCAGACACAGAGCUCCACGCAACGCUCGUAUGUCUGCCCCCUCGCUUGGCAGAUUUGUUCCCCGGAGGUUCCUACUGCCUGAGUACCUGCCAUAUGCUGGGAUCUUCCACCACGAGAGGGGCCAGCCUGGCCUGGCCACCCAUUCCUCCGUCAACAGGGUCCUAGCAGGUGCGGUUAUCGGUGACGGUCAGUCAGCUGUGGCCAGUAACAUCGCCAACACCACCUACCGCCUCCAGUGGUGGGACUUCACCAAGUUUGACCUACCUGAAAUCAGCAACUCCUCUGUCAACGUGCUGGUACAGAACUGCAAGAUCUACAAUGACGCCAGCUGUGACAUCUCUGCAGACGGGCAGCUCCUGGCUGUGUUCAUACCCAGCAGCCAGCGGGGCUUCCCAGAUGAGGGCAUCCUGGCUAUCUACUCUCUGGCGCCUCACAACCUGGGAGAAAUGCUCUACUCCAAGAGAUUCGGUCCUAAUGCCAUCUCUGUCAGCCUGUCCCCGAUGGGCAACUACGUGAUGGUGGGCUUGGCCUCCCGCAGGAUCCUGCUCCAUCACACUACAGACCACAUGGUAGCGCAAGUGUUACGCCUGCAGCAGCCCCAUGGUGGAGAGACUUCCAUGAGGAGAAUGUUUGAUGUGGUGUACCCCAUGGCUUCUGAUCAGCGGAGACACGUCAGCAUCAACUCGGCCCGCUGGCUCCCAGAACCUGGCUUGGGGCUUGCAUACGGUACCAACAAGGGAGACCUAGUCAUCUGCAGACCUGUAGAUGCCCAGUCAGACGGAGACGGCCCCGCUGAGCACAGUGAGCCCAUAUUGGCUGUCAACAACAAUCGAGGCAGUGGUACCGGUGGGAGCCGCGAUGGAGAGCGACCAGGGAGCAGCAGGGCCCCCUUGAGGUCUGAAAGGGACAUGAGACUUAUGAACGCCAUCGGUCUCCAGCCCCGUCACCCUACCCCCGUUGUGACCUCACAAGGCACACAGACACCCGUCCUACGUCUUCAGAAUGCCGAAACACAGACUGACCAAGAGCCACAGGUUCCCAGCACCUCCCGGGCCUCCCAAGCAACAAACAUCGGUGGACACAUAAGGGACCUUCAUCCAGGCAGCAGCACAGAAAUGGUGCCUGAGACACCCCCGCACACACUGCAGGAGGAUGGCGAGUCAGCCGAGGCCUUCACAGAGGCCAGCACCACCUUGGCUAACCCAGGGGAAUCUCAAGAGCAGGGCAGUGGGGAGGAUGCCGUUUCUCGGCUUCGAAGGCUGAUUGCCGAGGGUGGUAUGACGGCCGUGGUCCAGAGGGAGCAGAGCACCACCAUGGCCUCCAUGGGUAGCUUCGGUAACAACAUCAUCGUUAGCCACCGCAUCCACCGCGGCUCCCAGACUGGGACAGAGGCUCAGGAUGGGGGCAGAGACACUCAGGGCAGGGGUCAGGGUCUUGAUGGAGGUGGUUGGACGUCCUUCUCUCCGUCCCACCGCGGCACUCUGUCGUUCACAGAGCCCACCUCUCGUAUUCUGACCCACCACAGCAUGCAGCUGGGCGAGAGCUCAGGAUUCCUGUUAGAGCCCUCUGGGGCCCAUAGUCGAACAGUAGCACCUCUCCCCUCCCAGUACAUCACAGUCUCUUCUCAUCUCAGCCCUCAGGGGCCAAUUGGGGUGGAGGAGGGGGCCGAUGGGACCCCUAUGGACACAGACGAUGCGUUUGAGGGUGUGGGACUUGUCGAUGAUCUAGAUCUACACUUGCCCUCAGCUUCCUCCUCCUCUUCUUCAACCCUGUCCCCUGUUGUCUCCCCUCUUGACAACAACUUCAGCGCCAGUUACCAUGGAGACCCCUACAGUCGAUAGAUUGUCAUGUGCUUUCCAUACGCAUCUGAUCUCUACCUAGAAGAGUCUCCUCCGUCUAGCCUUAUUAUAUUGACUACUGGUUUUUCUGGAGGCUUUCGAAUCCCGACAUUGAAAUUUGGCACUUAAAACUUCAUCCCACUCCUCCAUUGCCUGUUCAGUUUUCUAUCCAAUAGUAGGCUGGAUGAGACCUACCUUCAACCUAGGAUUAGGCUCAGUCUCUUUCUUGGAUGUGGUGUUCCUUUGCGUUCCCUGACCACUUUCAUACUUUUUUGUCAUUGCCUCAUUGAGAGCAAGAAUCCAAAGCUACAGUUUGACCAUUCCAUUGGAGAGAGGUGGACCUGAAUGACUCUUUUACAAUCAGGGUUCAGAUCGGUGGUUGUCGAAAGCCACCUGGGACCAAAUUCCAUGAUCAAAUUGCAACGUUCUUGAAAACGUGUUAGGACUCUGCCCCUUGCUCACUAUUAGCAAGAUGCUGGUAUCGUAGAAGCACAUUUUAUUAACCAAUCACAUUGGUACAAUUUGAUUGUGAAACUGGAUGAUUCUGUCUAUAAGUUACAUUUAUUGUGUGUGUGAGAGAGGAUGUUCUAUGUCACCCGUGGUAGUUACAAAACGUUUCAUUCUAGUCGUCAUGGUGGAUUAGUGGUUUGCAAAGAUGUAGUUGACCCAAGAUAACUAUGAAUCUAUUGUACUACAUGGGAGAGCAGCAUUACAUUACAGAGUAGAAUUUAGGGAGCCCACAUCCACAACAUGCUAUUCCAAAUACGAGCGAUGUUCGUUAUUAUCGCCGUGCGCUGUUCAUGACAAAAUAAUUCCAGACUUAUCAUUUUUUUGCUUAUUUAUGAUAUCAUAAUCACCUUCUCAUUUAGACUUAUUUUGAAGACAUUGAUACUGCCUGACUGAUGAACUGCCCGUUUUUGAUUUGGAAAGUUCUAUUAGGGUACGCUCAAUGCCGUCAGGAGAACCUAAUCGUUUUUUAUUUAUUUUUUAUUACCCCUUUUUCUCCCCAAUUUCGUGGUAUCCAAUUGUUUUUAGUAGCUACUGUCUUGUCUCAUCGCUACAACUACCGUACAGGCUCGGGUGAGUUGAAGGUUGAAAGUCAUCCGUCCUCAGAGACACAACCCAACCAAGCCGCACUGCUUCUUAGCACAGCGCGCAUCCAACCCGGAAGCCAGCCCCACCAAUGUGUCGGAGGAAACACCGUGCACCUGGCAACCUUGGUUAGUGCGCACUGCGCCCGGCCAGCCACAGGAGUCGCUGGUGUGCGAUGAGACAAGGACAUCCCUACCGGCCAAGCCCUCCCUAACCCGGACGACGCUAGGCCAAUUGUACGUCGCCCCAUGGACCUCCCGAUCGCGGCCGGUUACGACAGAGCCUGGGCGCAAACCCAGAGUCUCUGAUGGCACAGCUGGCACUGCAGUGCAGCACCUUUAACCACUGCGCCACCCGGGAGGCCCCCUAAUCGUUUUUUUAUUUAAAACAUUUUUUUCUCACAUUUUCAAACAGUACAUUUAUAUUUUCCAGCGGGGCUAUACAUUUAGGUGAGUUUUUUCUCUCUCGCUUGAGUAGCCUCGUUUCACUGCCAAAAAUACAAUUAAACCAUCUAGUGUUGAGCGAAAUGACAACACAAUGUCAAAUGCAGGUAGCCUAGUCAAAUACUUAACAUCCAAUCACAUUAAACGUUACUCUCUCGCGGGAAACCUUCACUCUCUUGCGCAUAGAUUUAGAAACGAAACAUGACCAUUUGAAAAAUAAGCCACGGGAGUUUUUCGAGCGAGAAUCAAGACGACGUUCAAGUGGUAAGACAUGUAUAAAAGCAACAGGUACAUUAAUAGGAAGGGUCUAGAAGUGUCUUAUAUUGUGAGCUACCAAGUGGCUAGGACAGGCAAGCCCCAUACUAUUGUGGAGGACUUAAUUCUUCCUGCUGCCGCGGAUAUGGGUGGGACAAUGCUGGGGGAAAAGGCCCAAAACAAACUAUACUGACAAUGACUUCGUCAAACAUUCACUGUUUCACAACGCAUCAGUGACAUGGCAUUGUUUUGAAGCAAUUACUUCUUCGGAAUACAAGCCAGUGAAUUAUAUGCAUUACAGCUGGAUGAGUCAACAGAAGUGGCGGGCCUGGCACAGCUCCUGUUAUAUGUCCGUUACGUUUAUGGGGGGUCAAUUAAGGAAGACAUCCUCUUGUGCAAACCACUGGAAACCAGGACAACAUGGCUUUAGUGGUCAAGAUGUGUUGGUAUCUGUACUCAUGUAGCAAAAGCCAUGACAGGUAGACAUAGUGGAGUGGUAACGCGCGUGCAAGCAGUUGCUCCCGACGCCACUUGGGUACACUGCAGCAUCCACCGGUAGUCUCUUGCUGCCAAGGGAAUGCCUGACUGUUUUGAAAGACGUUUUGGACACCACAGUGAAAAUGGUUAACUUUGUUAAAGCAAGGCCCCUGAACUCUCGUGUAUUUUCUGCAUUAUGCAAUGAUAUGGGCAGCGACCAUGUCAAAAUACAGAGGUGAGCGGGUUAUCAAGGGGCAAAGUACUGACAAGCUUACAUUUUUCUUUACUGACCAUAAUUUUCACUUGUCUGAACGUUUGCAUGAUGACGGGUUUCUCACACGACUGGCCUAUCGGAGUGAUGUUUUUUAUCACCUGAAUGAUCUGAAUCUAGGAUUACAGGGACUCUCUGCAACUAUAUUCAAUGUGCAGGACAAAAUGGAGGCUAUGAUUAAAAAGUUGGAGCUUUUUUCUCUCUGCAUUAACAAGGACAAUACACAAGUAUUUCCAUCAUUGUAUGAUUUUUUGUGUGCAAAUGAACUCAAGCUUACAGACAAGGUCAAAUGUGAUAUAGCGAAGCACCUAAGUGAGCUGGGUGCGCAAUUACGCAGGUACUUUCCCGAAAUGGACGAUACAAACAACUGGAUUCGUUAUCCCUUUCAUGCCCUGCAUUCAGUCCACUAUCUGAUAUCUGAACAAGAGAGCCUCAUCGAAAUUGCAACAAGUGGUUCUGUGAAAAUAUAAAUUUAAUCAGAAGUCACUGCCAGAUUUCUGGAUAGGGCUGUGCUCAGAGUUUCUUGCCUUGGCAAAUCGUGCUGUUAAGACACUGGUGCCCUUUGCAACCACGUACCUAUGUGAGAGUGGAUUUUCGGCCCUCACUAGCAUGAAAACUAAAUACAGGCACAGGCUGUGUGUGGAAAAUGAUUUAAGAUUGAGACUCUCCAAUACAAUCCAACAUUGCAGAGUUAUGGGCAUCCUUUCAAGCACACCCUUCUCAUUAACCUGUGGUGAGUUCUUUACACUUUUUGAUGAACAAAUAAGGUUUUAUAUGUAAGAUGGCUAAAUAAAGAGCAACAUUUUUGAUUAUUA
This is a messenger RNA of Oncorhynchus keta (chum salmon), 8114 nucleotides long. RefSeq names its product activating molecule in BECN1-regulated autophagy protein 1A-like. Lineage: Eukaryota; Metazoa; Chordata; Actinopteri; Salmoniformes; Salmonidae. The transcript has 19 exons. Gene Ontology annotation, cellular component: intracellular membrane-bounded organelle. Gene Ontology annotation, biological process: autophagy. The coding region runs from base 508 to 4764 and encodes 1418 amino acids. The record is from RefSeq and is a predicted model, not a curated record. Gene Ontology annotation, molecular function: protein binding.